Messenger RNA from Kockovaella imperatae, 777 nucleotides. RefSeq lists its product as hypothetical. The transcript is spliced from 7 exons. Gene Ontology annotation, molecular function: oxidoreductase activity, acting on NAD(P)H, oxygen as acceptor. The record is from RefSeq and is a predicted model, not a curated record. Gene Ontology annotation, cellular component: intracellular anatomical structure. The coding region runs from base 1 to 777 and encodes 258 amino acids. NCBI's taxonomy places the organism in Eukaryota, Fungi, Basidiomycota, Tremellomycetes, Tremellales, Cuniculitremaceae.
AUGCCUAUUAACUUUGAUUUCUCUGGCAAGACGUACAUCGUGACGGGUGGAAACCGAGGAAUCGGUCUCGCCAUCUCGGAAGCCAUCGCCGAAGCUGGUGGAAACGUUGGAGUCAUCUACCACUCUGCCAAGGACGCUCCUGAUAUCGCUGCUGGCAUAGCAAAGAAGUACAACGUCAAGUGUGAAGCUUGGAAGUGCGAUGUCGGUGACCCUGAAUUGGUCAAAAAGACCUUCAAGGAGAUUGACGAGAAGUUUGGACAAGUCGACGGUGUCGUCGCCAACGCCGGUAUCUCUGUAGUCAAGGAUGCCAUUGACUUGACCAAGGAGGACUUUAAUUCUGUCUACUCGACCAAUGUCUUUGGACCUUUUGCCUGUGCUCAGGCUGCUGCUUCUCUAUGGAUCGAAAAGCAAUACAAAGGAGGAUCUGUGGUCUUUGUGAGCUCAAUGAGCUCCCAGAUCGUCAAUAAGAAGAUCCAUCAAGUAUGGUACAACUCAUCCAAGGCCGCCGCUUCAUCCAUUGUGAAGCAACUAGCGGUCGAAUGGGCGGACAAGGACAUUCGCGUAAACGCUCUCUGCCCAGGCUAUGUUGAGACCGACCAGACCAGUCACAUGGACCCCAAACUGCUCAGCUGGCAAAAGGAUGAGCUUGUACCUCUUGGACGAUUCUCGCAACCUAAAGAACAGGCUUACAUGGCCCUGUUCCUAUUGGACAACAAAUUCUCGAGCUACUGCACUGGACAAGAGUACUUUGUGGACGGAGGUGCCCAGGCAUGGUAG